Molecule: messenger RNA, 1260 nt
Organism: Penicillium roqueforti
Lineage: Eukaryota; Fungi; Ascomycota; Eurotiomycetes; Eurotiales; Aspergillaceae
Product: alpha/beta hydrolase
Exons: 5
Coding region: 1-1260 (419 amino acids)
Source: RefSeq, a predicted model, not a curated record
AUGGUUGAGCUUAAGCCUAUUUUUAGGAAGGCUUACUGGUCCCUUGCAGCAGGUGGCCUGCUAUACGUGCUGUGUAUCCUCUCCUUGACCUUCCCAGAGGUUCAACGUUCUGUUCUUUAUGCCAACAAGAUCAAUCCCAGCUUGUGGCAGGAUGUCAACCAAGUCGAACAGUUUGGAUUUUUAAGAACCCAAGUCCAACCGUUUCAUUUGGUUACGCCCGACAAUGAAACCAUUUACGGCUGGCAUUUGAUGCCCUUGCAUCUUUGCCUGGAGUUCGAAAAGGAAUUAAUGGAGAAUCCCUCUACGGGCCCAGCGGAGGACUACACGAAGACAGUUGCCUACAAGCUUCUCGCCAAUGACCCCAAUGCACGAGUUGUGGUUAGCUUCCACGGAAAUGCGGCGCAUUUGGGUUCCGCUCAACGCCCUGCCACUUACAACUCGAUGCUAAGCCUAUCUACCCCAUCAAACCCAGUCCACGUCUUUGCAAUUGACUAUCGCGGCUUUGGUGUUAGCACUGGAAAUCCCACCGAGGAAGGCCUUAUCACGGAUGGUGUGUCCCUCAUUAACUUCCUUACCGCAGGGCCAUUAGAGGUUCCCACCUCCCGCAUCGUCAUCGUGGGCCAAAGUCUUGGAACUGCAGUAACAACUGCAGUGGCAGAGCGUUUUGCAUUCGGAUCAUCUGACCCAGCAGCUAUCCAACCGGCUAUCAAGAACGCCGAUCCAUUUGCUGGCGUGGUCCUAUUGGCAUCUUUCAGCAGCCUAGCCAAUCUCAUCGAGUCCUACAGCUUCAAAGGCCUCACCCCGCCUAUGCUCUCUCCUAUCAUGGGAUAUCCUCGAUCUCAACAGUGGCUGUUGAGCCACAUUGUGGACCACUGGGACACGGCUGGGAGACUGGCGCGUCUCACCGGCGUUAAUACUACUUCCUUGAACGCUGUAGAUAUGGGCUACAUUGAUAAAAGCCUUGAUCUCACGAUAGUUCAUGCUUUUGAUGAUGCUGAAAUUCCCUGGUAUGAAGGACGCCGCGUUUGGGAGGCUGCGACGGGCAGACAUGUCAAGGGUGCUCCUGGUGCUAUGACGUAUCUCAAAUCCGAGGAUGGCAACCCUAGCGAGGUCAAGAUCUGGAAGAAUGAGAUCAGCAAUGAAGAUGGUAGUGAGGUUGUCAAAACAGUCAGAUGGGAACGGAUUCGAUACGGUGGUCACAAUCGCGUUGCAUCAGGCUCAGUGGCUGGUAUCGCUGUUAUGAGGGCUUUUGAGCAGUAA